This is a messenger RNA of Symbiodinium sp. CCMP2592, 3837 nucleotides long. The record is from the annotation of a GenBank genome assembly. Lineage: Eukaryota; Dinophyceae; Suessiales; Symbiodiniaceae.
AUGAAGCAAAUUCUGGCAGAAGUGGCUCGAGAGUCUGUUGUAGAACAGACUGGCGAAGAAGCUCGUCUGGAACUUCAGCGACGCUACGCGAACAAGAAGAACGCUGGUAGGCCAAAGAAGCUUCCUGGAGCUCCUUCGAAGAAGCGCUCUGCAGAGAUGCCUCUGGCAGUGCAAGCCGGUGUUCUGAAGCGGAUGAAGACAGAAGUGUCUGGUUUUGCUUCUGACAACGACUUCACUGGAGCCAUGAGCCAGCAACUGGGUUUGGACAAGAAGUCUGUGAGGAAGCUCUGGGCCAGAAGAGACAAGGUUCUGAAGGAGCAGUCUGAGCGGAACUUUGCUCGGAACCCUGAGAAGAACCGCAGUGGCCGCUCUGGAAAGGGCCGUCAGAAGGCUACUCACCGCAGGGCUGGCAGAGGCCUGCGUCUGAGCGGAGCUGGCCGCAAGCCUGAGUUUGCUUCUGUGAAGAAGGCUCUGCGAAGCUGGUUCGAGGAGUCUCGUGCCCACGGCCACUCUGUCAAGAAGCGGCAUCUGCUGUCGCAGUGGCAGUUUCUUCUGACAAGAGAACUUCUGAGGCUCAGAUCCACGAAGGAGGCCUCUGCAGACGCCUUCGAAAGGGCAGGUCUGGACCAGAAGAUCUGCGAAGGCGAGAAGCAGCUGCAAAGUGCUGCGAAGGAUUCUGGCAAGAACCGUCUGAGGCAGCUUCUGCUGGACGUCGAUGCCAAGAAUCUGCAGCCGGAUCUGAAGACGAAGCUGUCUGAGUCUGAGGAACAGGUCUCCGCGAAGCUGACGUACCAGGCUCUGGACCGCACUCUGUGGACAGCCUGCUUCUCACCUCUGGAGGAGCUGGGCAACAGGGUUGCCAAGCCCUCUGAGUUCAGAGACCACGUCUCUGAUCUGGUCGUGAUCUGCUCCGACCAAAUCCCUUUGUGGAUAAAGUCUGGCAGCGAGCGGGAACUCUUUGCUGACUGGGAGCACAACCCUCUGCCCCAGCAGCAUCUGCGAGAGAGUCUGAAGAACCAUCAUCUGUCCAGUUCUGACCAGGUGACAGGCUCUGGCGAUCUGGUUCCACCUCUGCUGCAGGCUGUGAAGCCGUCUGCGGCAGCUGGUCGAGGCUCUGGUCAGAGGCAGAAGAAGGCCUUUCUGGACGUGGACGCUCUGAGGUACCGUGUGACCUACGAGGCGAAGCAGGCUCUGUACGGCCUCUGCAAAGACCCCUCUGCACUCACUGGCACCGUUCUGCCCGGUCUUCUGGUGGUGCACGGCUCUCACGCUCGUCUGAACAACAUCGACAGGUGUGGUCGAUUUCUGAGAGACGAGACGUUUGAGUUCUCUGGCAAGGUGGUCUGCCGCAAAGCUGGAGCCUCUGCAGGGAAUCUGCUGAAAGGCUGGCGGCAAGCUCGCGACAAGGAUCCCUCUCUGUUCCGGCAGAUCUCUCUGAUGAGCCAGCCCUCUGCGAACGUUGAUGGCAUCAUCUUCGCCUGGGCUCAGGAGGAGCUGGCAGCUCUGGCACCUGCCUCUGUCCACGUCCGCGACUGCUUCGCUGCGGCCUGGUCUGUGUCUGGGGCAGAGUCUCUGUUCUACUCGCAGAGUCUGCAGACGGUCAUUGGACCGAAGCUGACUGCAAGUCUGCAACUGACUGACACAGACUAUGCCAGAUCUUUCAAGAGUCUGGCAAGGUCUGCCAUGGACGACCUGAGGCAUGCCGGUCAGACUGCUCUGCUGGCAGCUGGCGAGAAGGAGUUCUGGAGAGCGAGCCAUCUGGACAUGGCCAGGGCUGUGGUGCAGGCUCAGACCAAGAUGUCUGAGCGACAAGCCGAGAAGGACUGGAUCGUCUCUGGCCUUCGCCGCAACGGUCUGCUUGCCUACAGACCCGACUUCUCCAAGCAGGCUCUGGUUCCUCUGACAGACGAAGACUGCUGUGGCGCCUCCAUGGGUUCUGCGAGGACGAAGCCAGCCUGGUUGCAGGACCGCUACUCCUGGAGGGAUUCAUCUGGCAUUCCAGUGAAGCCAGACUGGUCUGCUCUGCACGGCGCCAAGGUCGUCGCGGAUCUGGUGGAGUGGAGCUACCACCACUCUGAGUCACAGGACGAGGCUCUGGAAAGCCAGGUCUCCGAGGCUCUGCUGAACGUGCACGAGAUGCCACUGGACCUGCAGCUCCCCUGCAUCGAGUCUGGCGUCCUCACGCUUUCUCUGGACCUGCAACGGGCAGCCUGGCACAAGCAGCUCUCUUCGGACUCUGAGCUUCUGCAGAAGAAAGCUGUGAAGCGAGACGUGAAGCAGAUGAUCGCUCUGGCCAAGCGGAAGCUUCGAGGAAAGCUUCUGGAAGCCAUGAGGCAUCGUCUGACACAGAUGUCCCGACAGCAAGCUUUGCAACGUCUGGUGCCGAGAGCUUCUGACAAGAAAGGCUCUGUGACGAAGAAGGCCGCUUUGAAGCAGAAGAAAAAGACGGCCCUGGGCCACGCUGCCAAGGCUCUGGCGAAGGCCAAGGCUCUGGACGAGAAGCCCUCCGGCGACUCUGCUUUGGUGCCUGGCCCUGCUCUUGCUGACCCCGUCUCUGAGAAGGCCUCUGAGCUGAAGGAGGCCACGAAGGGCCCUCUCUACGGCCGAGUCUGCAGGAUUCUGCGAGAGGACCACACCUGUGGCAAGUCUGGCAAGUGCACGCUGCACAACCUUUUGACGAACAAGUUGUCUCUGGUUGGUGUUGGAGAUGCCUGUGCCACCGUGAUCGUCUCUGACCAGGAGGUCUGCGAGGUUGAUCCACUGUGGAAGACUCCGAAGAAGUGGAAGAAUCUGCGCCUGAAGAGGGAUCUGAAGCAGACUGUUCUGCGAGCUUGCGGUGGCUCAGCCCUCUUUUUGGAGGCUUCUGGUGGGUUCUUCGCUGCGGAGCCUCUGGAGUUGCUCAAGUUCAAGAAGUCUUACCCGCAGAUGCUUCUGGACCAGCAUCUUCGGUACGGCUGGGAACUUCUGCGGUACAAUCUGAGCGACUCCGACGAGAACUGGUUCCUGGACAACAAGAUCUGCAUGGUGGACCCGAAGCUCUCUGGGCAGCUCCUCGCCGAAGACCACGACCGCCCCGAGCUUCUGCAGACUGCUCUGGACAGACUUCGUUCUGAGAACAAGCUGCUGUUCGUGCCUGUCUGGGGGCACUGUCCGAACCACUGGACCCUUCUGGUCCUGCAGCGAGAAGACCUCUCGGAGAACUUCUCUGUGAAGUACCUGGACAGCCUCUCUGAGAAGCACGAGGAGUGCUCUGUGAACGCUGCCAGGCUUCUGUCUCUGCUUCUGCCGGCAGAGACUCUGCCAGAGAGAAGCUCCUCUGGCACCCAGAAGUCUGACGAGUGCGGCUUCUGGGUUCUGGCCAACAUGCUCUGGAUCCUGUCCCCUCUCUGUCUGGAAGGACCCUGUGCUCGUGGCUCUCGCCACAAGCUGGUUCUGGAGCUCAUGUCUGAGCUGAAGGCCUGGCUCAUCCAGCUGUCUGGAGAGCAGGCCAAGCUCUCAAAAGAGCUUCUGGACAAGGAGAAGUCUCUGGACAAGCUUCUGAAGAGCAACCGCCUGCGCUCUGAAAAACUGGCAGCAAAGUCUGCAGAGGCCUCUGCCACAGGCCUGAAGCUCUGGAAUCUGGCCAAGCAGCUCCUCACUCUGAACAAGGAGCCUGACGCCAGUGAUCUGUCUGAAGAGGACAAAUCUCGCAUCGAGCACGUCCGUCUGACAGGCCUGGGCGUCUGUUCCAGAUGCCACUGGCAAAGUGGAUGUUUGGACUGUGAUCCUGCGAAGCUGGAGCGGUAUCUGCUGAACAAACUGCGUCUGGAGCUGGGUCUGCCACCAAAGGCAGCCUGA